Messenger RNA from Scomber japonicus (chub mackerel), 1781 nucleotides. Its product is annotated as nocturnin-like. NCBI's taxonomy places the organism in Eukaryota, Metazoa, Chordata, Actinopteri, Scombriformes, Scombridae. Gene Ontology annotation, biological process: circadian rhythm. The transcript is spliced from 5 exons. The coding region runs from base 172 to 1344 and encodes 390 amino acids. Gene Ontology annotation, molecular function: poly(A)-specific ribonuclease activity. The record is from RefSeq and is a predicted model, not a curated record.
CACACACGGAGACGCAACAUAUCUGUCACUGUCUCCUGCUUCAGUGAAAACAAUUUCAGUUAAUCCGAGAACCUUCAAUUCAGCUAACAGUAGCAUACAAUAUCUUUUUGGGUUGCAUUUACAAGUCGGCACACAGAGAAUUCACUUGAGUGGACGUAGGUGUGGACAGUGAUGGAGACUAUGGUGUAUUCAAUGGGUGGAGGGGCCACUAGGCUAUACAGCAACCUCAACAGCAGCAGCAGCCAUCCUCUCCCUCCGUCCUCCCUGGACCCCCACCAGCCCACAGACAAAAAGCUGGAUCCAGAUUUCUGCCAGGAGCAGAAGGGGUCCUCUUUGUGUCCCCCUGAUCCAGACGAACUGCUUCGCCAAUUCGAGGAGGCCCUCAAGGAUCGACCAUCUCGCUUCCACAGGAAGUUCACUUACCCCUCUAAUGGAGACAGCGCCUCCAGCAGCCCCAUCAGGGUGAUGCAGUGGAACAUACUGGCUCAAGCUCUGGGAGAGGGACUUGAUGGUUUUGUCCAGUGUCCCCUGGAGGCCCUAAGCUGGUCCCGAAGGAAGUACCUCAUCUUAGGAGAGAUCCUCACGUACCGACCUCACAUCCUGUGUCUGCAGGAGGUCGACCACUACUAUGACACCUUCCAACCAGUUCUUGCAGGCCUGGGUUACAGCAGUAACUUCUGCCCAAAGCCCUGGUCACCGUGCCUUGAUGUGGAAGGCAACAACGGCCCCGAUGGCUGCGCACUGUUCUUUGAUCAGUCACGCUUUGAACUCGUGGAUAGCGUGAACAUGCGUCUCUCUGCCAUUAGGAUUCCAACCAAUCAGGUCGCCGUGGUGAUGAUGCUGCGAUGUCGAAACACAGGGAGAUGCCUGUUUGUGGCCGUGACCCACCUGAAGGCUCGUUCUGGCUGGGAGUGGCUCCGCAGCACCCAAGGCUCUGACCUCCUGCGUCAGCUCCAGAACUUGUUGCAGAAACACACUGGCAGGCCAGUGGACGCCCCCAGCUCUGACAUUCCUCUGCUGAUAUGUGGCGAUUUCAAUGCAAUCCCAACUGAGGAGGUGUACCGCCGUUUCAUCACGUCGCCUCUCGGUUUGGACUCAGCCUAUAAGAAACUCAGCAAGAACGGUUUGACGGAGCCGGACUACACAACAUGGAAGAUUCGUCCUACAGGGGAAUGCUGUGCCACUCUGGACUAUAUCUGGUACAGUCAGGACACAUUGAGAGUGGAUGCAGUUUUGGACAUGCCUACUGAGGAGCAGAUCGGGCCAAACAGGCUCCCGUCCUUUAGCUAUCCGUCUGACCAUCUCUCCCUGGUUUGUGACUUCAGCUUCAAGGAGAAGGAAUGAAAAGGAAGCGAUGAACCAGCAGACGGGAAGGGACAACACUGUUAAGAGUCAUGGUUGGCUUCACUCCAGAAGCAAGCGUGCGGUGAGACGCCACGUGCGAGGAAACAAUGACAAGACAGGAGGCCGAGAAAACCGAAGUGGGAAGUUACCAAUUUCGACUGGACUUAUGAUGCUAAAAUUGCAUUUAAACACUGCAGUAACAUAGACUACCUCCCUAAAAUGUAAUUUAAUGUUAGUGUGUUUUCUGCACCAGAUCACUGUCCUCUACCUUCAUCUGUACUCCGACGGAAAAUACAAUGAAUCUGACGAGUGAGAUUAAAAAAAUAAUACAAAACUGUCAUUGAUUGAAAGUGUAGUAAAUGUUGAGCUUCAUACUGCUGAUGUACUACAGACUGACUGAGAAUAAACUGUUUUUGCUGUACUGUUUUUGUGGGUGU